Molecule: messenger RNA, 2122 nt
Organism: Asterias rubens (European starfish)
Lineage: Eukaryota; Metazoa; Echinodermata; Asteroidea; Forcipulatida; Asteriidae
Product: ribonuclease P protein subunit p29-like
Exons: 7
Coding region: 136-831 (231 amino acids)
Biological process (GO): rRNA processing; tRNA 5'-leader removal
Cellular component (GO): ribonuclease MRP complex; ribonuclease P complex
Molecular function (GO): ribonuclease P RNA binding
Source: RefSeq, a predicted model, not a curated record
GCAACGGGACGUAAACACAUGCAUCGGGCAAUGGUUCUGUAACCUUAAGUCUUAUGAUUAAACCACAACAAAAGAAGAGAAACGUAAACAUAACAACCACAAAUAGUAGCCGAGUACUAAGUCAUACAGAGCAAGAUGGCUGACGCAGACAAGACGGACAAUGUGCAUGAGGAAAGUUUUAUGCUGUACAAGAAGCUACCAUCACAUAUGAUUAAAGAUAAGACGCUACUUCAGGUCCCAAAGGAUUCUAAAGAUUUUGUGAACAGCUUCUUAAAAGCUGCCGCUCCCAAGGGUCGUUCAGAAGAAAUAGAGAAGUUCUCCUCUCGCAAGGAGAUGGUAAUGGACGCCCUGAAUAAGAAGAAGCGCAGUAAACGGAAACGGAGUAAGAAAGCACUGAGCACCAAACAGAAGAAGCAACUCAACAUGAAUGAUAUACCACCAGAACAACAAAAGUAUGAGAUGUACGAGCCGUUACACCAGCUGUGGUUGGAUUACAUCAGAGAUAGUCUGCAACUCAACAGAGAAACAGUUAAACCAGAACAUCGUCACACUAAGUUGUUAAGAUGUGAUCUUCAUGGCAGUAUAAUAACAGUGACUAAAUCAAAGUGUCCUUCCUACAUCGGACAGUCAGGAAUUGUUGUACAAGAAACAAGAAAUUCAUUCAAGAUGAUCACAAAGGCAGACUGUCUUAAAAUUAUUCCCAAGGUGAGCACAGUAUUCACAUUGUCAGUGGAUGACAUUGUGGUGAACAUCUACGGCACCCAUCUCAGAUACAGAGCCAGCGACAGAGCCAAUAGGAAAUUCAAAUCAAAACCAACCAUUGACUUAUAACACUAGAGAGUGGCAUCUCUGUGACCUCCAAGUUGUCAGACGGCUAGGAACAAGUUCAAUGGGCACCGUGGUUAACUAUUUUGAAUGGAACCCAGGCUCAUCCAUUGAUUGACUACUGUGGUCGACAAUUUGGAACCAGCCUCGAGACCAUGGUUUCUUCUUUGGUCCCGACAGCCUGCUCCAUGCUAUUACAGGAGUAUAUGUAGUCAGUGACGAUUAAGCAAAAAAGACAGAAGGCAAUGGAGUGUUGAAUACCAUGGUACCGAUGGUUGACUAGGCAUCCAACGAGUCGUCCGAGUGACUGCCCAUUUAUGUUGCUGGCAGUGGUCAAUCACAGGUCGACUAAUGGGCGGUCGAACUUGCUCUAGAUUGUCCUAAAAGCCAUGUUUCCGACUGCCAACAGGAGCCCUGUCUGGAAAGCCUGCCAAGCCAGACAGUCUCUUUGCUAGUCUUGGUUCUAUCUCAUAAUCCCUCGCGCAAGGUCAGGGCCCAAUUUCAUAGAGCCGCUAAGCACAAAAAUUUGCUUAGCAUGAAAUGUCUUCCUUGAUAAAAACAUGAUUACCAACAACAUUUCCUUUUGUUGCAUAUAACGUGUUACUGGUCUUCAGCUGAUGUUUGCUCAUCCUGAAAAUCAUGUGGAAAUUUGGUUGGUAAUCCUGUUUUUAUCGAGGCAGACAUUUCAUGCUAAGCAAAUUUUGGUGCUUAGCAGCUCUAUGAAAUUGGGCCCUGUUGUUAAAAUAGAUUCAACUAAGGUAGCCUAAGUUCCGUCUAGUUGAAGAUAGUUGGACUACACUAGUCGACUAAUUGGACCAUCCUAUACUGGGCAUGGUGGCAUUACUGGUUAUCAACAGAGGUUUUCUAAGAGUGCAGGGUGGACCAGUUAUAAGGAAGUGAUAAGGUACGUUGAGCUGCGGGUCAUGUUGGCACGACAUGACUAGAGUUGUCCGCACUUCAACUAUGUCACUAAACAACAGACCCACUUGAUAACCUUUGGUCCUUGAGCGACCUUGACUCCCGUAGGUAGACAUCUUCUGCUUAUGGAUCGACCCUUAGCACACUCUCCAUACUUUUGCAACAGUUUACCAUCAGUAAGUCAAAAGGCAAGCAAGCUUGCUGACGGUUUUAGUAAGCAGAUAAGUGCCGCACAAAAAAAUGAAAAUUCAUUGUGAAGAACAGGAACAAACUAUCAUGAUCUUCUUACUGCUUUGCUUACUUAAUUAAAGGGUCUAUGUACUUUUUCCUAACACAAAACACAAUGUCCACAGAUUUACAUUAAACUUACACAGUUUGA